Molecule: messenger RNA, 9196 nt
Organism: Hipposideros armiger (great roundleaf bat)
Lineage: Eukaryota; Metazoa; Chordata; Mammalia; Chiroptera; Hipposideridae
Gene: SYNJ1
Product: synaptojanin 1
Exons: 33
Coding region: 2117-6172 (1351 amino acids)
Biological process (GO): phosphatidylinositol dephosphorylation; synaptic vesicle endocytosis
Cellular component (GO): presynapse; perinuclear region of cytoplasm
Molecular function (GO): SH3 domain binding; RNA binding; phosphatidylinositol-4,5-bisphosphate 5-phosphatase activity
Source: RefSeq, a predicted model, not a curated record
UGGGUCCAUCUGGCCCCCUAAAAAAUAUUCACAACAUUAUUGAUUAUAUUCCCCAGACUGUCUUGUCUAUCCCUGAUGGCCAGCUAUUUUCAAAUGCUGUGAUGAACAAGGAAGUAGAAAAAUAGGAAAGAGGGACAAGAAAAAGAAGGAAUAACCGUUUUAAAAAGUCACUAGUAAAAUAGCCAUUAUGUUUCCAAACCCUGGAUAUGUGCUUAUUUCAUGGCUAAAAUGAUGAAUUUUGAAAGGAUUUGAAAAAGCGGUGGCCUUCUGCCACCUCUAGGAAUGAGUCCUGCUUACCACCCGGUUUAAUUUGAAGAAAGCAGCAGCAAUUCAGACCCAGAACCAAGAAACUUGGACUUCAAUCUCCUUAAUCCCAAAUCAAAAGAAACCGGAAUAGGCAGAAUACUUGCUUCUCAAAGAGCCUAACAGCCCACUUCCCUCUCUGAGAAAGGAAGGGUUCCUAAUGUAACCUCACCCAGACACAGGUGUGAUGGAAGGGAUCUUAGGUUUGGGGUGGGAUAGUUGGGUUUCAGGUCCCAACUCUACUUGAAACAGUAAUUCUUAACAAGUUAACCUUUUUGGGUCGGUCUUGUCAUAAAAAGCAACUUGCUAGCAAUGUACUCCACACCAUCAGCAUCUCUCCCGGAGCCAGGAUCUUCCGUGUUUUUCUGGUACAAAGCUCUGGCACUUCGAGGCCAUAGAGACAUUAUAUCUGAAAGGCAAAUAAGAAAAAUUCUAUUCUCACCCACUCCCAUGUAGUUUUCUCUAUCAAAUGCAAUCUCCAAUUGAAAUGGAUUCUUCCAGAAAGAAAAAUAAGCAAUCUCAGGCCAGUAGAUUAUCUUAAUAUGAGUUUAAUUCUGAGACUGCUGUCAGUAACCACUACAAAGAGCAAAACUGUUUUUCUAAGGAGAUAAUACCAAAUGAGAGAGAAAUCUCUUCCAGUUUUCAGAACUAAAUCGAAGUGCCUUUGCAUAUCUCCUAAAAAAGAAGUGGCUUCUUUUCUAAUGAAUUAUAGCUACUGUAGUUAUCCUGAAACCAGGGUGGGUUCAACUUCUCUAAAAUGGAUGAAGAAAUGUUAAAUCAAGUCACAUGACAGGGCCUGGAACGGGGAAAUGAUUUUGUGCAAAUGCCAAAUUUAAAUUCUGCUUCUGCUGUUAAAAUUAAAGCACUACGGGGAAGAAGUAACGAAAAAGCACAGGCAAGAGGAAACAGUUUCUCAGAGGGCUGGGUUCUUCAGGUUUUCGAUUCCUUUUGGCUCUGCUGGCUUUAACUUCAUUCUCAUAUUUAGAUAUAUUAAGGAGACAGAAUGAAAAAUCUGGAACACUGAUACUCGCCAGGAAGCAUGAUUUGUUGAAAUAUGAGGAUAAGGCGAAAGGGUUACACGCCUUUAGUUAUCAGAUUCCACGGUUGGCAAAAUCUGUCCGCCGUUCAGUGACCAUCAGCUGCCUUGGCCUCUGUGCCGCCAGCCAUGUUUUUUCACUCAACCUUGAGAUCCUGGUUUGUGACUUCCCACUCGCCACCAUAAGGUACAGCUGAGCGCUCUUUUCUACAGUAGCCCUGAGAGCUCCAGAACACACCAGAAAAAAAAGGCAGCUAACAGAGUUGUUCCAAAGCAGGCAUUAAUGUUUCUUCCUGCCACCUCCUCAGAACCUCAGCAUGAGAACUCGGCGCUGUUCGCGGACAGACACCAUGGACAGCUCUUCAGGCGCCGCCUGGUUGGCUCGCGUGCUGACUCCCCGGAGCCCUGCCCCACGUCCGUCAGGCCCGGUGGGGGCGGCUGGGGGUGGUCCUGACACCCAUCUUGGGUGCGUACCAAUACUCAGCUCCUAGAGCUUUUCCCCAGAGUCCCUGGCGUCCAGGGGGAGGGUUGGUUAGCACUGAAGAGCCCACGCGAGGGGGACCAGAGCGGAUCCUCCCUUUCCCGGCAUCCCCAGCGGUGGGACCUGCAGCUGCAGCCUGGGGACACGCCACCCGAGGCUAAGGUGGCUGCGCGUGGAGGCGGCGGACAGCCCACCUGCACCUGGCUCACAGGGAGGCCGGGGUGGGCGGGGCCUCCCUCCGACGCACCGCCCUUUCCCCCGCGAAGGGCGGACCUUCCGCCCCCGCCCGCAGCGCAAUGCGGAAGAGAUGGGCCUGUUGGAGCGGAAGUGACGCUUCCGGUGGCUGCGGCGGCAGCGGCUGCGGGAGAAGGAGGAGGAGGAGCCGGAGGAAGAGGGCUGCCUCUGAAGAAAGGAGAAUGGCGUUCAGCAAAGGAUUUCGGAUCUAUCACAAAUUGGAUCCCCCACCUUUCAGUCUCAUAGUGGAAACUAGGCAUAAGGAAGAAUGUCUCAUGUUCGAGUCUGGGGCUGUAGCCGUGCUCUCAUGUGCAGAAAAAGAGGCAAUCAAGGGUACAUACUCCAAAGUACUGGAUGCGUAUGGACUCCUAGGUGUCUUACGAUUAAAUCUUGGUGAUAUCAUGUUACAUUACCUGGUCCUAGUCACUGGAUGUAUGUCUGUUGGGAAAAUUCAAGAAUCUGAAGUUUUCCGAGUUACUUCUACUGAGUUUAUAUCUCUACGUGUUGAUUCUUCAGAUGAGGAUCGCAUUUCAGAAGUGCGAAAGGUUUUGAAUUCAGGAAACUUUUAUUUUGCAUGGUCCGCAUCUGGGGUCAGCUUAGAUCUGAGUCUUAAUGCGCAUCGCAGCGUGCAGGAACACACGACUGACAAUAGAUUCUUCUGGAAUCAGUCUUUGCACUUGCAUCUCAAGCACUAUGGUGUCAACUGUGAUGACUGGUUAUUACGCCUCAUGUGUGGGGGAGUAGAAAUCAGAACAAUUUAUGCUGCUCAUAAACAGGCAAAGGCUUGCCUCAUUUCCAGACUAAGCUGUGAGCGAGCUGGGACCAGAUUCAAUGUCCGGGGAACAAACGAUGAUGGCCACGUUGCUAAUUUUGUAGAAACAGAGCAGGUGGUAUACUUAGACGACUCUGUUUCUUCCUUCAUACAAAUUCGGGGUUCUGUUCCAUUGUUCUGGGAGCAGCCAGGGUUGCAGGUGGGAUCUCAUCGUGUCCGUAUGUCAAGGGGAUUUGAAGCCAAUGCACCUGCUUUUGACAGGCAUUUUAGAACACUUAAGAAUUUAUAUGGUAAACAAAUAAUAAUAAAUUUGCUUGGAUCUAAGGAAGGUGAACAUAUGCUAAGUAAGGCUUUCCAGAGUCAUUUGAAAGCUUCUGAACAUGCUACUGAUAUCCAGAUGGUGAAUUUUGACUAUCAUCAAAUGGUUAAAGGAGGAAAGGCAGAAAAAUUACAUAGUGUUCUUAAACCUCAAGUCCAGAAGUUUCUAGAUUAUGGAUUUUUUUAUUUUGAUGGAAAUGAAGUUCAAAGAUGCCAGAGUGGCACAGUUCGAACAAACUGCUUGGAUUGUCUUGAUAGGACCAACAGUGUGCAGGCAUUCCUUGGCUUAGAGAUGCUAGCUAAACAGCUGGAAGCUCUUGGCUUGGCUGAAAAGCCUCAACUGGUGACUCGCUUUCAAGAAGUGUUUCGGUCAAUGUGGUCUGUGAAUGGUGAUUCAAUCAGUAAGAUCUAUGCAGGAACUGGGGCUCUUGAAGGAAAGGCUAAGUUAAAAGAUGGUGCUCGUUCUGUUACUAGAACGAUUCAAAAUAACUUCUUUGACAGCUCCAAGCAAGAGGCCAUUGAUGUUUUGCUUCUGGGAAAUACUCUAAAUAGUGAUUUAGCUGACAAAGCUCGAGCACUUUUAACAACUGGAAGUUUGCGAGUUUCUGAACAGACAUUACAGUCAGCCUCUUCUAAAGUACUAAAGAAUAUGUGUGAGAAUUUCUACAAGUAUUCAAAGCCCAAGAAAAUCCGAGUAUGUGUUGGAACCUGGAAUGUGAACGGUGGGAAGCAGUUUCGCAGUAUAGCUUUUAAGAAUCAGACACUCACCGACUGGCUUCUUGAUGCACCCAAGAUAGCUGGCAUCCAGGAGUUUCAAGAUAAAAGAAGUAAGCCAACUGAUAUAUUUGCAAUUGGCUUUGAAGAAAUGGUAGAGUUGAAUGCUGGAAACAUUGUGAACGCAAGCACAACGAAUCAGAAGCUCUGGGCUGUGGAACUUCAGAAGACCAUCUCCAGAGACAACAAGUAUGUGCUGCUGGCUUCUGAGCAGCUGGUGGGCGUGUGCCUGUUUGUUUUUAUCAGACCCCAGCAUGCUCCUUUCAUCAGGGAUGUUGCAGUUGAUACUGUAAAGACUGGAAUGGGAGGUGCCACUGGAAAUAAGGGAGCGGUUGCAAUUCGAAUGUUAUUCCACACGACAAGCCUUUGCUUCGUCUGCAGCCACUUUGCGGCGGGGCAGUCACAGGUCAAAGAAAGAAAUGAAGAUUUUGUAGAAAUAGUACGGAAACUGAGUUUUCCUAUGGGAAGGAUGCUGUUUUCCCAUGACUAUGUAUUUUGGUGUGGUGAUUUCAACUAUCGAAUCGAUCUCCCUAAUGAAGAAGUUAAAGAGCUCAUAAAACAGAAAAAUUGGGAUUCUCUUAUAGCAGGAGAUCAACUUAUCAACCAGAAAAAUGCUGGACAGAUUUUUAGAGGAUUUUUAGAAGGAAAAGUAACCUUUGCUCCGACAUAUAAAUAUGAUUUGUUUUCUGAAGACUAUGACACGAGUGAAAAGUGCCGCACACCUGCAUGGACAGACCGUGUCCUCUGGAGAAGAAAGAAAUGGUCUUUUGAUAGAUCAGCUGAAGAUAUAGAUCUCCUGAAUGCUAGUUUUCAAGAUGGAAGCAAAAUCCUCUACACGUGGACUCCGGGCACUUUGCUACACUACGGGAGGGCCGAGCUGAAGACCUCCGACCACAGGCCUGUCGUCGCCCUCAUUGAUAUAGAUAUAUUUGAAGUGGAAGCUGAAGAGAGGCAAAACAUUUAUAAAGAAGUCAUUGCAGUUCAGGGUCCACCAGAUGGUACCGUACUGGUCUCAAUCAAAAGUUCUGUACCAGAAAAUAAUUUCUUUGAUGAUACUUUGAUUGAUGAGCUUCUGCAGCAGUUUACAAAUUUUGGUGAAGUUAUACUCAUAAGAUUUGUAGAAGAUAAAAUGUGGGUUACAUUUUUGGAGGGAAGUUCUGCCUUGAAUGUUCUAAGCCUAAAUGGUAAAGAGUUAUUGGGUCGGACUAUAACUAUUACUUUAAAAAGUCCAGAAUGGAUCAAAACUUUGGAAGAAGAAAUGAGUUUAGAGAAAAUUAGCGUUCCGUUGCCAUCGUCAACAAGCUCUACCCUGCUCUGUGAAGAUGCAGAGGUCGCAGCAGAUUUCGAUAUGGAAGGUGACGUUGAUGACUAUAAUGCUGAGGUAGAGGAAAUUCUUCCUCAACAUCUCCAGCCGUCUUCAAGUUCUGGCCUUGGCACUUCCCCGAGCUCUUCACCCCGGACCAGCCCCUGCCAGUCACCUACAAUAUCAGAGGGUCCUGUACCUUCCCUUCCCAUAAGACCAAGCCGAGCACCAUCAAGAGCGCCUGGGCACCCACCUUUACAAAGCUCUCCUACUGACACUCUGCCAGCAACACAGCCGCAGCCUAAGGACUCUACCCAGAUCCUAGAGCCCAAGCGGCCGCCUCCUCCCCGCCCAGUCGCUCCUCCCACACGUCCGGCUCCCCCACAAAGACCGCCUCCACCUUCAGGGUCUAGGAGUCCUGCACCUGCUAGAAAAGAAUUUGGAGGUAUUGGAGCCCCUCCCAGUCCUGGGGUAGCUAGGCGAGAGAUGGAAGCACCCAAAAGCCCUGGAACAACACGGAAAGAUAAUAUAGGACGCAAUCAGCCUUCACCUCAAGCAGGACUCACAGCCCCAGGACCUAUUGGAUACAAUACAGCCAGACCGACCAUUCCGCCCCGCGCUGGAGUGAUCAGCGCCCCUCAGAGCCAUGCUUGGGCAUCUGCCGGAAGACUGACUCCUGAAAGCCAAAGCAAACCAUCAGAAGUACUGAAAGGUUCACCUUUUCUUCCUGAACCCCUGAAGCCUCAGGCUGCCCUGCCUGUGCAGCCUUCUCUGCCCCAACCUGUUCAAAAGAUGCAGGAGCCUCUUGUCCCUAUGGCAGCGCCUAUGCCUCCGGCUGCCCCCCCGCCAAACUUGGACACCCCCCCACAAGCACCACCUCGGAGCAGGUCGUCCCACAGCUUGCCUUCAGAACCAUCACCACAGCCGCAGCAGGAGCAACCAUCAGGGUAACAGGUAAAAACAGAUGGAGUCUCCGCUGUCAGACUGGAAUCACCAUCAAAGAGUGACCCAUUUGAAGAUCUAUCAUUUAAUCUGCUUGCUGUAUCAAAGGCGUCACCUGUUCUAACCCCAGACCCAAAGGGGUUGAUUCAGUUGUCUUCUGCAACACCAAGUAACAUUAAUACUUUGAGUUCUGUAAGUUGCAUGCCGACAUUGCCUCCAGUUCCAGCCCGGAGUAAAUCCCAGGAAAACAUGCGGUGUUCUCCAAACCCAUUCAUUACCAGCUUGACCAGCACAGAUCCUUUCACCGACAGGACUGCCGCUCCUGGAAACCCAUUUAGAGCCAAGUCUCAAGAAUCAGAGGCAACUUCCUGGUUCUCCAAAGAAGAGCCUGUUACUAACAGUCCUUUCCCUUCUCUGAAGCCUCUUGGUCGUACUAAUAGCAAGCCUUCAUCUUCACUUGAUGGCGUUAAGGACAGUUUUGAUCUGCAGGGCCAGUCUACAGUAAAAAUUAGCAACCCAAAAGGAUGGGUGACCUUCGAGGAAGAAGAGGACUCUGUGAAAGGGAAGUUCAAAUCAGCUUGUCCAGACUUACUGGGUAAUCAACCAAGUUCGUCUUCUGGCUCCAACGUGACCUUUGAUGAGGACUGGAAUAAAGGUACAGAUGUUUCUUUCUGUGCGUUGCCCUCAAGAAGACCACCUCCACCUCCUGUCCGUCUGCCCCCACCUGGCACCACCCGUCCAGUAGAUCCUUUCACAGCUUCGGCAUCUAAGGCCUCACCCACACUAAACUUCACAGAAAGAUAAUGCUAGACAAUAGGAAGCAGUUGUUUUCCAGUUUUGGCAGCCUAGAGCCAAAAGAAUUGGGCAUUAGUUACUCAUUAUGUGCAAUAAGUCAUUGUUAAGUGCACUGAUAUCGUCAUGAAAUACCACUAUUUAAUGUGUACAAAGUUGGAAUAUAUGUAUAUUGGAAAUAAGGAAAAGUCCUUUUCAUUAUUAACUGGAGUUUGGGUGUGUUUCUGUUUGGAUAACGAAGAGAGUAGUAGCCAUAAAAAGUGCUCAAAACUACUUUAGAAAAUAGUCCUUAUUCAGAAAUUCUUUGUUCGUCUUCUCUAAAGAAUCUAAAAAAGCCCAAACAACUUCUAGCUGACAUUACUGCCAGCCCUCUCGUGCUUCUUAACAAUUGGAAGUUAUAAGUAUUUACCAAAGAGCUGUGAAAAUGAUACUGAAACCAGAUUUGGGAAAGCAUUGCUUUAAAAAAAAAAAGCGUGUGUAUACACACACACACUCUGUCUUUCUCUCUCUCUCUCACAUAUUUGUAAAACUCAUCAUUUAAAUUCUAGGAUAUAACUCAGACCAAAUUUUUACCUAAAAGUUAUAAGUUUUUUUUCAGUAUUUCAUUAUCAAAAUGAUGACUGUAAAUGAAAUUUGGACAUUUCAUUUUCUUCCCAAAACUAGAAUAAUCCUCACUACAGAACCAGAAUUUUCUGCCAUUCCACACCCCACCCCUUCAGACACACACAACACACGUUCUAGGUACUCUCCACUCGUGCCCCCACAUGCUUUUCUCUGGGAGAAGCUUCUUGCAGCUGGAAGCAGCAUAUUUUGUGGCCACUGUCAUGUAGAUGGACCCUCCAGCCCUUUCAAAAAAGUGCUGUGGCCUUCUGUGUUGGGAAGGCACAUACCAGCGAGUCCAGUGAGAAAAGCUAGAGCUGAGUGUACUCUGCUCUCCAUACAUACAGGCAUAUGUUGCCUCUUUCCCACCCAUACCUUUCUCUUUGCUGCUUUUGCUCUGGAACUUCAUUAGCAGGAAAAGCAGCAGGUGUCAGAGUGCUUUGAAUCGGGGACCCACUAAGCGUGUGUUCUCUGUCCCCCUAAGAGGCCACAGAACACAUCUAUGAUGCUGCUUUAUGUUCUUAGAGGCUACACCUCAGAUUAGCUGUGGAUUUUGUCUCCUGCACUGCCAAUAUACAGCUGAUCCUGCUUUUAUUAAUUUUAUGAAGUACACAGAAUUUUUACAGAAUGUAGUAUUUUGAUAUCAUUAAGUAAUCCCAAUCAGAAAACUCCUUGAGCAGUUGUGGUUUUGUUGUCAGUUUCAUUUAAAAUUGUCGUUACCCAUUAAGACUUACAUUAACGUUCCUUUUAUAUGAAGAGUUGUGUAUGUCCACCUCAAUUCCGUUAGCCACAUUUAACCUUUAAAGGUGUGCAUUGGAGAGUAUCAGAAAAUAGAGUUAAUGGCUAAGAAUAUGUAAAGUGGAAAAGCACAGCAAACUGCAUUGCACUUAACCACAUAAAGCAAAUCUAUUAGGAAAAAAGUACUUUUCUAAAUGCUCAAAUGUUAUCAAAAUACUAUAUUUAUAGAAGUAAUCCUCUCUGUUAACAGCCAGGAUUUGCUGUUAGAAAUAACUCUUGUGAGUUUUAUAUUGUGCUUUUUUUUGGGGGGGGGGUUCUAAUCAUUUCAGCAUUGGUAUAUUUUAAACAGCAGUAUUACUAUAAGCAGUGUGCUUCAAAAUGUGAAUUAACUUGUUGAAACUGUGGCUUUAACAGCUGUGUGAUUAGUGUAUUUGGUAUUUGCUCUCCAUUAGCAAAAUAAUUCAUUAUAAACUUCUCUAGUACAGAUUGCAGUUCUGUUUCCCAUUGAAUAUAAACUACUGUCUAAAAUAUACAUGUCAUGCAGCAGCAGCUCAGCCUUUAUCAGGAAAAUUAUAUUUGGCAAGUUGCUGAAAGUGCACAAGGUUAGAAAAGUUAAGGGUAUGCUGCAAAUAACUAGCCGUUACUCUGCAUAUUAUUAAAAUAUUUACCAGUUCUGUUAAAAGCAGAGCAGAAAUUAGACACUAAGGAUCUCUUUGUGAAUUCUUUGUUCUCUAUAGUAGAUUGCUGUUUAUAUGUAAGAGUUUUAUUGCUUAUGUGGCAGACAGUAUUUAUAACUAUAUACUUUAUAGACGUACAGUAUUAAAGUCAGUGGGAUACAAACAUUCUGUACAUAUCCUGUGAAAUGUGCUAUCAUACGAAAUAAAUAUAUCUGUCUUUACCAUA